Molecule: messenger RNA, 1185 nt
Organism: Tetrahymena thermophila SB210
Lineage: Eukaryota; Ciliophora; Oligohymenophorea; Hymenostomatida; Tetrahymenidae
Exons: 2
Source: RefSeq, a predicted model, not a curated record
AUGGUAUAAAUCUAUACCCCUUAAAUUCUUAUUUCUUGUCAUUAAAAUGGAGAUAUAAUUUUCUAUGAUUCUUCAAAAGGAAUAUAAAUAGACCUUAUUGUAAAAAAAAAUUAUAAUAACUAGUAAUGCUUGCAACUAGAGAGAUUUUAUGAUAAUAAAAUUAUUGCCUUAAUGAAUUAAUCGAUAUACCUCAUCGAUCCAGUUUCAUAAAUAACAUUAAACUAACUGACUAAUUUAACAAAUAUUGUUCAAAUAGUUACAAAUUAUGAUAAAUUAGCAAUAAAUUAUAAUAAUUGCAUUUAAAUAUUUUCUUCCUAACUAGUUAGUUUAUUUUUAUAGUGCUAGAAUGAAUUUUCAAGUAAUAAUUUUAAUAUGUCUUUAAGUAAUAACCUAUAAUUAAUAAUUUAGAAAUCUCAACAAAUAUCUGUUUACUAAAUAGAUCUAAAUCAAUAAUAACCAAUUUUAUUAUCAACUAUUUCUACUGUAAGUACAAUUUAAUAUAUUAACUUUAUACUUAACUAUACUUCUGACUAAAACAUUAUUAUUAACAACUAUUUUGUAGAUGAGAUUGUUAUUUUUGAUAAUUAAAGAAGUUUCUGGAUUUAUAAUUCAUCACUUAAUUUAGUCCAUGUUGUGAAUAAUAUUUAAUUAAAAGCAGCAAUUAUAGCAAAAAGAGUUGUUAACGACUAAUUAGUUUAUUUUUUAGCAGGUUAUGCAAUUUAGUAAGGUUUCUAUACUACCUUUUUGAUUUCUAAAUAAUAUAAUAAACCAUUUAUGUUUGGUAUAAGUAAUGUAUAUUUUCCUUAAUUGGAGGAACCUUAAAAAGCAAUUAAUAGUUAUGGAUAUACAUUUUAUAAAGUUAAGAGAGCCUUAGUUAAUUAAUUAAAUACUUUACUUAAAGAGUAUGAGAUAGAUAUUUAAAGAAAUAUUACCUAUGUAAGUGGGCAUGAAUAUUUAUAUCAAGAUUAUGGAGUUACUUAUAUAAAAGAUGCAGUGGGAUAAAAAUUAAAUUAAGUUAACUAUUUUGGAACUAAAUCUGGGUUAAUUUUCAGUAGUAAGAAUUCAAAAAGUAGAUAUUAAAAACUCUCAACUGAAAAAAUUCUAAAAUCCAAUAAUGACCAAAUACAAGAAAUAAUACACAGUGCAUAAAUUGGUAUAGUAAUUAAAUCCAAAACUAUGGACUGA